CAAUAAGUGUAAAUAUUAUAAAUAAUAUAACAUUUUAUGGUUUCAGAUCUUUGACAAUGAAAUUCCACGUGAUCAUUGUUUGUUUUGUCCAGUUCAGUUUAUACGAAAAAACAUUUGCAGACGAUCAUCCUGAUACAUAUCUAUCGAUUGAAGAACUCGUCCAAAAAUAUGGUUAUCCUAUCGAAUCCCAUGAAAUAACAACUGAAGAUGAGUAUAUGAUAACAAUUUAUCGAAUACGACAUGGAAAGGAUGAUAAAACUACAAAUACUAAGCCCAUUUUACUGAUGCACGGCCUUUUUAGUCAAUGUGAACAUUAUAUAACGAAUGGAAUGAAUAACGGUAGUUUGGCUUAUCUCCUGGCUGAUAAUGGCUAUGACGUUUGGUUAGGGAACUCUAGAGGCAACCAACAUGGUAGGAAACAUAAGUAUCUCUCUCCUGAAGAAAAAGAAUUUUGGGAUUUCAGUUGGCAUGAAAUAGGAAUGUACGAUAUACCUGCAAUGGUAGAUCAUAUACUCUCAGAAACCGGCAAGAAAAAAUUACACUAUGUUGGCCAUUCCCAGGGAGGAACAGCGCUUUACAUUAUGACCUCAAUGAAACCAGAAUAUCAGGAGAAGCUUGGCUUAGUCUCACUCCUAGCACCAGCAGGUUACUUCAGACAUUUCAGAAGCCCUUUAAUUUGGCCAUUGGUAGUAAUGGAGAGGGAACUAGUUUUACUAACUCAACUUACAAAUAUUUACGAAUUGCCACCCAAAUAUAUUAAUCUACCAGAACUUCUCCUGACUGGCUGCAAACACACCACAUUCAGAUUGAGGCAAAUUUGUGAAAUAUCUUACCAUUUGGGUAUAGGUGGAGAUUCAGGAUUGUUUAGACAAGAAAUGCUUCCCCUUGUCGUGAGAUUUAUUCCUACAGCCUCCACUAGACAACCACUUCAUUAUUCUCAAGCCAUCAACUCAGGACACUUCCGUCCCUGGGAUUAUGGAGAAGAUCAAAAUUACGAAAUCUAUGGAAGAGCAAUGCCACCUGAUUAUCCAAUCGAGAACAUCACUACUCCCAUUGCUAUUUACUAUGGCAAUAAUGAUAUUUUAACUAGUUUGGAAGAUAUAGAGGAGAUAAGUGAUGUCCUACCAAAUGUUGUGAGAAGAUAUUUGAUACCGAAUGUAAAAUGGACCCACAUGGACUUUAUAAUGGCAACAAAUGCAGCACGAAUGUUGAAUAUUCCCUUGUUGAAUUUUCUCAAGAAAUUUGAUUCCAAGUUAGAAUCCAAAUAAAAAUAUUGCAAAAUUGAAUUUU
Messenger RNA from Harmonia axyridis, 1290 nucleotides. Its product is annotated as lipase 1-like. The transcript is spliced from 7 exons. NCBI's taxonomy places the organism in Eukaryota, Metazoa, Arthropoda, Insecta, Coleoptera, Coccinellidae. The record is from RefSeq and is a predicted model, not a curated record. Gene Ontology annotation, biological process: lipid metabolic process. The coding region runs from base 57 to 1268 and encodes 403 amino acids. Gene Ontology annotation, molecular function: hydrolase activity, acting on ester bonds.